This is a messenger RNA of Trichomonas vaginalis G3, 483 nucleotides long. RefSeq lists its product as uncharacterized. NCBI's taxonomy places the organism in Eukaryota, Parabasalia, Trichomonadida, Trichomonadidae. The transcript has a single exon. The record is from RefSeq and is a predicted model, not a curated record.
UUGACGAAAUUUCCCCGACACAAAGGACAACUCAAAAAAACUCGAUCACAAAAAGCACUCGCUGAAGAAGCAACCCUUCGGAAACACACCCCAAACCUCCAUCCGCGCUGCCCAUCCUCAUCUCAUCGGUUCACCACCAACUCUGACUUCUUAUCAUCCUUCAAACAGCGACAAUCUCCCAGACCUUGUAAACCUCUCUCUCUUGACACCUGCUCGCGCUCCGUGCACCCACACGACAUCCGCAUGCCAGCCACAAAUUGGUGCGCUCGGUACAGCUCUAUCUCGCAUCCCAUAUCAUCGGCUCAUCUUGAAGCUCUGCUUCAUACCCUAUCUUAUUACGUCUGGAGCUACAUAACACGUCAGCCAAACCGCGAUCACAUGCAUCGCGACGCUACUACCUCCCACUCACUUUCAUGCACUCAUAUUAUUAAACCUCUGAAGUCCGCUCCUAAAUCCACCUUAUCUCACCGCACUGGAGCCUAA